GAGUUUAUACUCAUGGGGCAUUUUCAGGUAGGUAAACAGGGGAGUGGCCUUAGGGAAAUGAACAUUGUUCAUCAUUUCCUAAGCUUACCACAACUUAAUUUCUUUCUCACAUUAAGUUGUGAGCUACCCAGGGGCAUCAUCCUUUUAAAGUCUUUUGGCUCUGAUUCUUCAUCUGAGCAAACUCAUUUAAAGCUCCGAGAAUUUAAAGUCUCCCCAAAUGGAUAAAAAACUGGAUGUCUUCAGGAGGGAGUUAGUGGAUAUUCAAGGUAUCCCUCUUUUUUGGAGCAUUGCUGAGCAUUGGUCCCAAGUAGAGUCAUUUGAAGCCCGGCCUGAUGACCUUUUGAUCUCCACAUAUCCCAAAUCUGGAACAACUUGGGUCAGUGAAAUACUGGAUUUGAUCUACAACAAUGGGGAUGCAGAGAAAUGUAAAAGGGAUGCAAUCUACAAACGAGUACCAUUCAUGGAGUUUAUAAUUCCUGGAAUAACAAAUGGUGUUGAAAUGCUGAACAACAUGCCGUCUCCUCGAAUAGUGAAAACACAUCUUCCUGUUCAGCUGCUUCCUUCCUCAUUCUGGAAAAACGACUGCAAGAUGAUUUAUGUGGCACGGAAUGCCAAAGAUGUGGUUGUUUCUUACUAUUAUUUCUACCAAAUGGCAAAAAUCCACCCAGAGCCUGGCACCUGGGAAGAGUUCCUCGAGAAAUUCAUGGCUGGGCAAGUGAGCUUUGGUCCCUGGUAUGAUCAUGUGAAGGGCUGGUGGGAAAAAAGAAAAGAAUAUCAGAUCCUUUACCUGUUUUAUGAAGAUAUGAAAGAAAAUCCAAAGUAUGAAAUUCAAAAAAUAUUAAAGUUUCUAGAAAAAGACAUGCCAGAAGAAAUUUUAAAUAAAAUCCUCUACCAUAGCUCUUUCAGUGUAAUGAAGGAGAAUCCUAGUGCAAAUUACACUACUAUGAUGAAAGAAGAGAUGGACCACUCUGUGUCUCCUUUCAUGAGAAAGGGAAUUUCGGGCGAUUGGAAGAAUCAGUUCACUGUAGCCCAGUAUGAGAAAUUUGAAGAAGAUUAUGUUAAGAAAAUGGAAGAUUCAACACUCAAGUUUAGAUCAGAGAUCUAGGGAGUGUUGGUUUCUUCUCAGUCUCUUUUGUCAGGCACUAACAUUAGAGAAAAAGCACAUUCAUGGUUCAGUCAAAGAAAAUGUUGUAUAUUAUUUUUCUAUACUUACUAAAACUCUUGGUCUUGAAAUGUACAGAUAUCAGGUAAUAAUUCUCUUCUAAUUAUCUUCCUUACAGAAAGGUUCAUAUAGUAGUUUCCCUUUUACUUUCUGUUAUCAAAAUAAUACAAUUUUAAGAGGCUUUAUAACACAGUAUAUUUUUAGUUUCAGUUCCUAAUAGCUUCCUGUCUGUAUAUAGUCUCAGUGGCCUCCUAGAGGAAGAUUACAUUUCAUUAAUUAAUUCAACUUCAUCUGUGGUGAUUUUGCUUUUUAAAAUAUUAUGUCGUUAACAUUGCCGAAUCAUUUAGAUUCAUUAUGUCAGAAUAACCUGUUUUCCCUUAAACCUUAUUUAGAAAUAUUAAAUUUUAAUGAAAAAAAUCAAUAAAACCCAUUUUAUAGAUUUAAAUCAAGAAAAUUAGAGAUCGAAUUAUUUUAUCCUUCAUUUCAUAUAUUGAAGCUAUUGUGAAAUUUAUUACAGAAAAUGUUGAGGCUUGUUCAAAAUACUCCAAAUUAUUAUUCUACUGUCUAUUUUAUGUCCACUUAACAUCACUUUUUAAAGGAAAACUCUGUACAAUAAACUAAUUUCCAUAAUCUCUCUUCUUUUUUUUUAUUGGGUUUUGGAUCACACCAGGGUCAUUUUCAUCCUUCUGAAAUUAGUCAUUCCUGAGUGAGAUAAAUACUCAUUUUUGAACUAUCACGAAAUAUGAAUUCAAAUCCCUUUACAUUUGUCUUCAGGAACUAAUGUUUAGUGAAAAAUGAAACCUUAAAAAUAAAUGAAUAAAGUAUUACAUGAUUAUAUUCAAUAUAUAACAUUCUUGACAUGAGAAAAUUGUUGAAGUGGACAGCUAGUUAAUGGUAACAUAAUUUAAUGAAAAACUUUAAAGGACAUGAUAGGAGUCACAGAACAGCAACCUGGGCAAUAUUGCUGUAGAACAAGUAGUCUUAAUAUUCUGGCAUUAAUAAAAUGUUAUAGGCUUACCAGAUGUUACUACUGGAGAAAAUGUGCUAAAGUUAUAAUUUCUUACCAUUUCAUGCUGAGUGUCUCAAAUUUUACCAUUAUGUUUAAUGAAUGUCUUACUAAUUUUAAAUGUUCUAAAGCCAAGGUAAUUUUAAGUAACAACACCAGUAAUGACUGUCUAAAAUAAACAUCCUUAAAUUAAGUCAACAAUGAAUUAAUA
Messenger RNA from Mus caroli (Ryukyu mouse), 2379 nucleotides. RefSeq names its product sulfotransferase 1 family member D1. NCBI's taxonomy places the organism in Eukaryota, Metazoa, Chordata, Mammalia, Rodentia, Muridae. Gene Ontology annotation, molecular function: sulfotransferase activity. The record is from RefSeq and is a predicted model, not a curated record.